Onychostoma macrolepis is the source of this 1683-nucleotide messenger RNA. It is a transcript of the gene angptl1b, whose product is annotated as angiopoietin-like 1b. Gene Ontology annotation, biological process: cell surface receptor protein tyrosine kinase signaling pathway. Bases 71 to 1513 code for a protein of 480 amino acids. The record is from RefSeq and is a predicted model, not a curated record. The transcript has 5 exons. NCBI's taxonomy places the organism in Eukaryota, Metazoa, Chordata, Actinopteri, Cypriniformes, Cyprinidae.
CAGACGAAGCAUUGCCAGUCUGACAGAAAGAACGCAGAGGGUUCAUGGGUCAGAUCUCCUCUCUGCUGCUAUGAGUCCUCAUGCCUGGAUCUUUUGCGCCCUUCUCUGCAUCCUCACUUGUGAACGGAGCAAGAGUGCAUACAAAGGGCCCGUCCUGAGCCGAAAGCGGAGACUGGUAGAGGACGUAGCCGAUGGGGCCCCAAGAAAGUGCUCUUAUACAUUCUUGGUCCCAGAGCAGAAGAUCACGGGGCCGAUCUGUGCCAGCCAGGGCCCUUCUCUGCCAGAUAAAGAGCGUGUGACGCAGUCAAAUAUAGCUGACGUCCGGGAGCUCUUGACCAAGCAGAGACGUGAAAUGGACACACUCCGGAUGAUCGUGGACGUGGAUGGAAACAUGGUUAACGAAAUGAAACUUUUACGCAAAGAGUCGCGCAACAUGAACUCCCGCGUUACCCAGCUGUACAUGCAGCUGCUGCAUGAAAUCAUUCGCAAGCGUGAUAAUUCGCUGGAGCUGGCACAGCUGGAGGGACGGAUCCUCAACAGCACGGCCGAGGCGCUGCGGCUGUCUGCCCUCUACAGGGAGCUGGAGGUGCGCUUCUCUGCGCUGGCCGUGCUGGUCAAUAACCAGUCGCUGCUGAUCGCGGCUUUGGAGGAGCGAUGCCUGCAGGUGUACGGGAAUCACAGACGAGAGCCGCUGCCUCCGCCACUCGUGCAGGUCGUGCCUGAGAACAUCCCGGUGUAUGUGCCUCGCUUCUCGAAUGAGAUCCAGAGGAGUCAAGGCUGGCCCGUUCCAGAUGACAGGAGUUCCAGGACAGCUCCGGCACCCACAGGAAGUUCCCCUCAGGGGAACGUCAGUCUGGAGGGUCCCUUUCGGGACUGUCUUCAGGCGAUGCAGGCUGGACACUCCACCAGCGGGACGUAUCUCCUCAAGCCAGACGGGACAGAGACACCUGUACAGGCCUGGUGUGAGCAUGAUGUGGACAGAGGCGGCUGGACGCUUAUCCAGAGGAGGAAAGAUGGAUCCAUCAACUUCUUCAGAAACUGGGACAGCUACAAGAAAGGCUUUGGUGACGUGGAUGGUGAGCACUGGCUGGGUCUGGAAAACAUCUAUAACCUGGGCAAGCAGGAAGACUACAAGCUGCUGGUGGAGCUGGAGGACUGGAUGGGGAAGAAGGUUUACGCGGCCUACAGCAGCUUCCACCUGGAGCCCGAGAGCCAGUCGUACCGUCUUCGUCUGGGAACCUACCAGGGCAACGCCGGAGAUUCACUGACCAGCCACAACGGCAAACAGUUCACCACGCUGGACCACGACAACGACGCCUUCUCAGGUAACUGUGCUCAUUUCCACAAGGGUGGCUGGUGGUACAGCGCCUGCGGUCAGGCCAAUCUGAACGGCAUAUGGUACUCCGGCGGAGUCUAUCGCAGCCGCUUUCAGGACGGCAUAUUCUGGGCUGAUUAUGGAGGGGGGUUUUACUCCAUGAAGUCUGUGCGUAUGAUGAUCAGACCCAUUGACUGAAGCCGGACUGACUGACUUCAGCUUCUUCAUGGUCCAGUGGGAAACACAGUUUGUAUGAGUAAUGUUUGGAGUUUGCUUGAUUUACAAAUGAUGUGACAGAGAAAUGAAAAGUGUACAGUUAAAGAUGAAAGUAUAUCAUCACCAUUUUGUAAUUAAAAUUUAUAUCAGUU